Molecule: messenger RNA, 2213 nt
Organism: Dendronephthya gigantea
Lineage: Eukaryota; Metazoa; Cnidaria; Anthozoa; Malacalcyonacea; Nephtheidae
Product: ras-related protein Rap-2b-like
Exons: 4
Coding region: 898-1866 (322 amino acids)
Molecular function (GO): GTP binding; GTPase activity
Source: RefSeq, a predicted model, not a curated record
AGUAGUUCUAGCAGGAAACGUUUAUGAGUUAGCAGGUUGGAGCAUCCAAACACAGCAGUCCAUUUACCAGUUCUGAUAUAACAGGAAAUUAGUUAGGCCAAAAAGUGGUUAAAAUUUUCCGCCAAUAGAUGCUCAUGUUUCGUUUGUGGUUUAGAGGUAUGAAUUACACCUCCGUAAGAACAUAUAUAAGAGUUUCGGUUUUGAAUGAUUAUGCAUUUGUUUCUCAGGGUUGAGAUAUAGUGAUAUGGUACAAAGAUUCGACAGUCAUUGUUGAUUGAACGGCACUGUGAGACGGGGGUGCCUGUACCUCCAGGGCAUGGUCUGACGUAUUACGCGACUCGCAUAGCAGCGGCUCCGAUGAUAAUAUAAACCAACAGAAAUAUUGUAGCCGAGGUAUCGAGAAGUUAAGAGAUUGACCAAGAGUAGUCCCAUUGCUUAGCGUUUGACAGCUAUCCUGUAUUUUCCGUUAUUUCAGGAAUUGAAACUCAGAACGCAGUGUGAGAGAAGGAAUGUUAAAUAACAAACAAAAUCCAUCGUCAUAUAAAUAUUAAAGGCCGAUCACUUAGCUAGCAAAGUAAAUGAAUCACGCGUGUUGACCAAGGAGCAGAAAAAGGAGUAGACAAGAAGCCAUUUUGUCGUGCUGCAUUGGGAGCUGACGAGAUAUUUUACAACGUCGUUUGUCAUAAGAAUUUCCUCAGAAAUAUACCAGUUAAGUGGUAUUUACUCUCUAAUGUGGAUAAUUACACAGUUAACUCGUAUAUAAUAUUCGGAAUAGGUCGUCAGCAUUGCCAUUGGGUAGCAGCUAUUUAUUGGUUGAAAACCAAGUUUCGCGCCGUACAGUAUUAAUAUAUAAGGAUCGUUAUUUUACGAAUAUUCGUAUAAAAAUUUUCGCUUGAGAUGCAUCGACGACGCGGUUCAGCUCCGGCUGUUAUUUUGCAACAACAUUUAUCUAAAUAUAAUAAUUGGGAAAAGAAUGGAUUUCAUUCAGAGGAUGGGAAGAAGGACAAAGAGAAAUUAAAGGUAAAGAAAUCAGCGAAGUGCGAUUUAUCGCGAAGCUCCAGCCCUAUGUUUCAUCAAAUGGGAAAAUUAUCAGAGGAGGGCAGAAGUAAGCAACAAACAUCGAGUGACCCAUCGAUUAAUAAUCUUGUAUGCGGGAACGGGAAUAACAAUCAUCACUUUAUUUCAAAAAGGCCUUCUAGUCCGACGCUUAUAACGAGCGAACGGAAAAACGAUAAGUGUUCGGGUAAACGUUUAACCAUACGCGGUCAGGACUGGUGCUCAACCGAAAUUACAAACACAACUCGACAAAACCUGAAGAAAGCUGGCUCUAUUAAGGAUUAUCAUAUCGUCUUACUAGGACAGGGUGGCGUUGGUAAAUCCGCUCUGCUCGUAAGGUUCUCGACCGGCAGAUUUAUUUACGAAUACCAUCCGACAUUAGAAAUGAAUUAUGAAAUGCUAGCAGAGAUUGACGAUGAGAUUGGAGACCUACAUAUCUUGGAUACAGCUAAUACGACUGAGCCUGUAUAUUUGAACGAAGGCCAAGGCUUUAUUGUGAUAUAUUCUAUCAACGACCGCUUAAGUUUUGAAACCGCAAAACAGUUGGUAAAACUGAUACGAGAAGUGAAGAAAGCGAAAGGUUCUUCGAUUGUUUUGGUUGGCAACAAGGUUGACCUGAAAUAUGAUCGAGUUGUUCCACGUAAUGAAGGUAGAAACUUUGCUGUUGAGUAUGAAUGUACUUUUUACGAAACGUCAGCUAUGAACAAUAUCAAUGUCCCAGUCAUAUUUCAUGACCUUGUUAAACAAAUGAGAGUUAUCUCGAAAAAGAAUGGUCGAAUGAAUUCACUAAAGAACUUCUUCGCAAGAUAAGAAAAUUAUAUCCCACAGCGGGCUGUGGUGAAGAGGAGGUUGCCCUCCAUGCUCGAAUGUUAAUCGGUGCACCGUUGUCAGUAUAUAUUCAUUUGCCGUUUGUGGAAUUUAUUUCUAAUCAUACAUGAUUGGUUUCAAAUCUUCUCUGAUAUAUAUUUGCUUUGUUUACUUAAAUCUAAUCUUAGUGACCCUAACUCAGAGUAGUUCAACACUUACAGAUGACUAAAAUAAACGGUUCGCAGGCAUUUUCACACACAUGAGUCAGGAUGAGGAUUGCUAGAAUAUAUUAUUAGUCCUUUCAAUUGAAAGGGCACACAAAACUGUAAAUAACAGUUUAAUAAAAAUGA